AACCUAGACCAUCUACACUGGCACCCUACGAGAAUCCAUAUCCCUUUUGUGCAGCGGAUGAUACCGUCUUUGCUAUACCCCUGCCGAUCGCUUCACAUCACUAGCUCAAGACAUUGUCUCCAUGCCUAAGCACAGCCAAGACGGGCUGGAGUGGGACAGCAGCGGCCUUGACCUUGUCCCUCGGUGGACGCGCCAGCCAUCAACCGAGGCAAUCGAGACGGUGUGCCGACAACGUCUUCACAUCAGUAGCAAUACCAGUUGCAGUAUCACCUUCCACGCCGAAGGUGCGUUCAACAAGCUCUACCUCGUCAAGACCUAUGAGCAGUCCCUGCUCAUGCGUGUCACGCUGCCGGUGUGUCCUCGCCACAAAACCCGUGGCGAGGUGACCACCACGCGAUGGCUUGCCGAGAAUACGACCAUUCCGGUACCAAAUAUCGUCGCCUUCGACGAUACCAGCAACAACGAGAUAGGUUUUGAGUGGAUUUUGAUGGAGCUGAUGCCUGGGGAAACGGCAUGGAGGAAGUGGAGAACACUCAAGAUGGCACAAAAGGUCUUCCUGACACAACGGAUCGCCGAGUUCCAAGCACAACUAUUUCGACACAACUUUCCCGGGGCUUCAUUCCGGGGAAUAGGCACGCUUGGAUGCGCCGCUGGUGGAGAAGAAAGCACCGGGCCUGGACAGCUGGUCUCAGGCAUGUUCUUCAUGGGCGACCAUAUCAACUAUGACGGGGUGCACCGAGGGCCGUUUCGCUCAAGCCACGAUUGGGUCAAGUCGUACUUGGAAAUCGCCAUGCGGGAGUUUGAGGAUAUCAAAGCGAAUUGCGAAGAAGAGGACGAGGUAGAAGAAGCCGAGGACGCCUUGAUAGUCGCCAAGCAGCUCCUCACACUUCUGCCGAAGAUAUUUCCACCCAUCGAGGAGCCACCGGAACGUACCGUGCUCAUGCAUCACGACCUAGGGCCAUCCAACAUACUGCUGGAUGAAGACGGUAACGUUUCGGCUGUGCUGGACUGGGAGUGUGUCUCAGCCAUGCCGCUAUGGGCGGUCACUGAAGUGCCCAAGUUCCUCCGGAACUGUGAUCGAGAGGAUGAACCUAAGCGUGAGACCUACGCUGACGAGACCCCUCCACCAGAAGGAUCGUCAGGCAAUGGACAGCAGGAUCCUGACGAGCUGGAUAACGAAGGAAAGAAUGAACUGUACUGGAUCCAUCUCAUGGAAUACGAGACCACCCAGCUGAGAAAGAUAUACCACGAUAAGAUGAGGAGCAUCUGGCCGGAUUGGGACCUGUGCGUGGAAGAAAGCAGGCUUAAGCUGGACUUCUAUGAGGCCGUGGCUCGCUGCUCAGACGGCUGGUUCCUCGGGGGAGUCCAGAGGUGGGUGAACAAGAUCGAGGCGGGGGACUUUGUGACCCUGGAGAGCGUAUUGAAUCGGGGUCCGGUGGUGAAGUAUACAGGUUAGAAACACUUGUAGGCAG
Diaporthe batatas is the source of this 1472-nucleotide messenger RNA. RefSeq lists its product as uncharacterized. The transcript is spliced from 2 exons. The record is from RefSeq and is a predicted model, not a curated record. Lineage: Eukaryota; Fungi; Ascomycota; Sordariomycetes; Diaporthales; Diaporthaceae. Bases 122 to 1456 code for a protein of 444 amino acids.